Molecule: messenger RNA, 747 nt
Organism: Dermatophagoides pteronyssinus (European house dust mite)
Lineage: Eukaryota; Metazoa; Arthropoda; Arachnida; Sarcoptiformes; Pyroglyphidae
Product: 1-phosphatidylinositol 4,5-bisphosphate phosphodiesterase zeta-1-like
Biological process (GO): phosphatidylinositol-mediated signaling; release of sequestered calcium ion into cytosol; lipid metabolic process
Molecular function (GO): phosphatidylinositol-4,5-bisphosphate phospholipase C activity
Source: RefSeq, a predicted model, not a curated record
CGUCUUUUAUCAUCAUCAUCAUCAUCAAAACAUCUUACAAUGAAUACCACCAGUUUCAAUCGUUUAAUGCUUGGAAAUCGUCGUCGAACAAAACGACAAUUCUUCUUGAUCAAUGUUAAAAAAAUGACAAUGAAAUCGGCAAAUAUAAUUGUUAAACAAGAUUAUUAUGUUAUCAUAUCGAUGUCUAAACGUCGUAUUCGUAUACCAUUGAUAAAAAUCAAAGAAAUACGUAUCGGACAAAUGACAGAUACAUGGAUUGAAUUUGUAACGAAAUUAAAAAAUAAAUCGAAUAAAUCUAAUUAUGAUCAUAAAAUGAUCAAAUUAUUAGAUGAUAAAAAUUUACAAUCAUUUUCAUUGAUUAUCAAGCGAGAUGAUCAUCCAUUAUUAUGUUAUAGUUGGGAUUUUUGUACGAAAAAUAUUGAUCUUUUUAAACAGCUUAUAAUGACUGAAAUGCAAGAAAAAAUUAACGAAUUGAAUCAUCUGAAUAGUUUUGAAACGCAUCAGGAAAUGUUGGAAUUUCUGUAUCGAAAAUAUCUUCUGAAAGAAGGUAAAGAUGUAAAACAUUUGUUUUGUAAGCAAACAAAAACUGUAAAUGAUGAAGAAAAUAUUAUUGUUACCGAUUAUCAUCGAUUACAACGAAGAUUUCAGAAAUUUCUUCAUAAUUUAAAUCUAACACUUGAUAGGCGUUAUUUUCAGUUAAUUAUGGAAAUGAAUGAUCAAUUAAAAUUGAAAAAUAAAUUUGAAUUA